Molecule: messenger RNA, 1641 nt
Organism: Osmerus eperlanus (European smelt)
Lineage: Eukaryota; Metazoa; Chordata; Actinopteri; Osmeriformes; Osmeridae
Gene: slc2a15b
Product: solute carrier family 2 member 15b
Exons: 12
Coding region: 88-1641 (517 amino acids)
Biological process (GO): monosaccharide transmembrane transport
Cellular component (GO): plasma membrane
Molecular function (GO): hexose transmembrane transporter activity
Source: RefSeq, a predicted model, not a curated record
CGGUGGUAUUAAGACUAUUGUAGGUUGUAAUUCCUCUCUCUCUCGAAACCGCACGGCAUUAACGGGGAGCAUAUGUUCAGGAAUUAGAUGGCGGAGGAAGUAUUGUUAGCAUCCGAUGGGAAAUUUAGUGGGCAUCUCACCAAGUCGCUGCUGGCGGUGGCGUUCCUGGCCUCGUUCGGCGGCUCCAUGCUCUACGGCUACAACCUGGCAGUAGUCAACUCCCCAGCGGAGUACAUCAAGGCCUUCUUCAACGAGACCAGGAUCUCUCGCAACGGGACGGCCCUGGAUGAGGAGACCCUCACCCUCAUGUACUCUCUCACCGUGUCUGUGUUCGCCAUCGGGGGGAUGCUGGGCUCCCUGCUGGUGGGCAUGCUCGUCACCAAAUACGGGAGGAAAGGGACUCUGGUGCGGUCCACGAUGCUGGUGUUCCUAGCUUCAGCUCUGAUGGGCUUCAGUAAGAUCUGCGGGUCUCCAGAGAUGAUCAUCAUCGGACGCCUAAUCACAGGGAUACACUCAGGCAUCUCUCUGAGUGUGGUGCCUAUGUACCUGGGGGAGAUCGCUCCCAAGAACCUGAGGGGCUUCCUGGGCCUUGUGCCCAGCAUCUUCAUCUGCAUCGGGGUGUUCAUCGCUCAGGUCCUGGGCCUGCAUGAAGUGCUGGGAAGGGAAGAACACUGGCCUCUCCUCCUGUCCUUACUGGUGGUACCUAUUACCGUCCAGCUGAUGCUGUUGCCAUGGUUCCCUGAGAGCCCUCGCUAUCUGCUCAUGGAGAAACACAACGUCCACGCCACUGUCACAGCUCUGAAGUGGUACCGUGCCAGGUGUAACAUCCAGGCAGAGAUCGAGGAGAUGCAGGAGGAGCAGCGCUCGCUGUCCUCCAUCCAGACGGUGUCUGUGAUUGGUCUGUUGAAGGACCGCAGCGUUCGCUGGCAGGUCAUCACCAUCGUGGUCAUCAACAUCGGCAUGCAGCUGUCUGGCAUCGACGCGAUCUGGUUCUAUACCAACGCCAUCUUUGAGAACGCGGGGAUCCCGAGACCUCAGAUCCAGUAUACAACAGUGGGAACUGGAGCCAUAGAAGUUCUCUCUGGACUGGUCGGGUGUUUCACCAUCGAAAGAGUGGGCAGGAGACCCCUGAUGAUUGGUGGGUUCAGCUUCAUGUCCAUCUGCUGUGCUGGGAUCACCGUCUCUCUGCUGUUACAGGCCCAAGUGGAGUUCAUGCGUUAUGUCAGUGUUGGCUGUGUGGUGGGAAUCAUCGCUGGGUUCUGUAUUGGGCCAGCCGGCGUUCCCUUCCUGAUGACAGCAGAGCUGUUCACGCAGUCUCACAGACCGGCCGCCUACACCGUGGCAGGACUGCUCAACUGGCUGUCUAACUUCACCGUGGGCUUCGUGUUCCCCUUCCUCCAGAUGUCCGCAGGGUCCUACUGCUACCUGGUGUUCUGUGGUAUCUGCCUGGUGGUUGCGGCCUACGUUUACCUGAUCAUCCCCGAGACCAAGAACAAGACCUUUGUGGAGAUCAGUCAGAUGUUCGCCCCCAGGAACGGCGUGGGGCGGGACGAGAUGGCCGACCUGGACCACGGGAACCGCCUCAAGCUCACCAAGAUGAACGGCUACGGGGCCCUGGAGAACGAGGACAGAGUGGUCUGA